Molecule: messenger RNA, 7545 nt
Organism: Paramuricea clavata
Lineage: Eukaryota; Metazoa; Cnidaria; Anthozoa; Malacalcyonacea; Plexauridae
Source: the annotation of a GenBank genome assembly
GCGGUGUGACUUGGAUAAAACUGGUCUCACCUGAAAGAUUAUUUAAGGCAGACGCUACCGGCCCCUGCAUAGUAGCGUCUGCGAAACUAGCUAUACCUGACGCUACCAUAGGCAAUUCCCUCGUUUCCACAGUUGAAGAUGGCGGCGGAAGAGUUGUGGCGCAGGCUCCAUUGAGUGACGCUAACACAGUUUGAGAGACGGCAGAGACGAUCCGUUGAACCGUUUCGUCAGGAACAGUUGUCGCUGGAGAUGCUGCAUCAGGUGCUGACGUUGUGGCCACGGAGGAAGACGCCUCGCAACUGACUCCACUUGACUCUGGUUGCUGCAUAGUGGUGGCACUGGCGGUUGCUGUUCUUCGCCGAGAGGGUGGACGACGUUGUGCUGCUGGUUGCGCACGACGUUGAACUCUUGUGCUAGGCCGAGUAGCUGGCAUUCUGAAAGAAAAAACUAAAGACCGAAGACAGGCAGGCUUUGCUUAACGGGAGCCAUAUCAGGCCCUGGAAUAUUAGACAAGAGGAAUUUUGGAAAGUAACAGACAUCAUAUUGCACAACUAUUUACAUAUUCAUGCAACGGUGACAAAUAAAAGCAGCAGAAUAAUCAUGGCAUACAGCGAAGGUAGCCGCAAUUGGUUAUCCUUUCACGCCGCAAAAAAAUAAUAUAAAAGGGCAAUCUGGAAACAACAUGCCGCACCGUCCCACAAUAUAUUGACAACAACCUUGGGCAUCUGAAAACAAUAUUUGCUCUAUCCCACUUAGGCAUGCAUUUUUUCCUUGACACAGGAGCGGCAAGUCAUAUAUACCUAUACUAUAGAAAAGACAUUUAUAUACAACACAAGUAAACUACAAGAACACUCCACACACAUGUACUCUACAUGAAACAAAACAGAUACAUCAACUAUUAAAGAAGCUGCGAAUUGUACGUAUAUAUAACCAGCUCAAAUCAUGAAUAUGUCCAGUGUAGAAAAAACCCAAUGUUGAAGUCUCAACGUGGGCAUCUGAAAACAAUCAUGUUGCUAUAGCCCAUAUAACAUAAACAUAUAGUAGUGGUACAUAAACGGCAACCACAUACACAGGGGUAAAAUAUAAAAGAGUAUAUAAUAUAGUGCACCAAAAUUAUCAAACAAUUAUGCAAUAAUAAUGUCUGUACCAACGGCGUAAAAUGAACACAUAUUGGAGCUAAGGACUAUAACAUGGUGAGAGCUUUCAAGAUGGCCCCACGAUAGCUACGGUAUAAACAGUACUGUCCCUGUGCAUUACAGUGCACACCAUCUGAGGACAACAAGAGACGAUCAGGGUGAGAAAACUCCCUAUGUUCCCACACAAAAAUGCCUUGUUCCUCAGCAAGGACAACAGACAGGUACUGGCGUAAAAGAGCGGCUUUGGUAUUAAACACAUUAUCAGGUGCCUGAGUGUGAGGCAGAUUCCGAUUAAUCACUUGGCACACAGCAACAACGCGAACUUUAUACUGAUCGCGCAGAACGUGCACAAGAUCAUUGAGUUUCGACCCCACUACUUCAGGGGUGUGACCUGACAAAUCGUUAGUGCCCAUUUCGAGAAUCACGAUAUCGGGCUUAUACUUUUUGACCCAUGAGAGAUCAUAUUUAAGCACUUUAUCUACGGUUCUGCCACCCGUACCCAACAAAGAAACAUUGCCCGAUUCGGGUAGAUGAAAAUUUGGGGCAGCGUGUAAAUCAAAGUGCGCUUCCAAGUCGUCCCGUAAACGACGGACAAAGGAAUGCCCGAGAAGUAAAAUAGUUGGAACACACCCAGACAUUACAACUUUCAGAUAUAAAAUGAAAGAAAAUUUACCUGAUGGAAAAACUUGACUUUAAAAUACAGACGACUUUGCGCUACCAAAGCGAAGAGCAGAAUGAACCAGAUGCGCAUUCUGCUAUAGAUAUGUAUCACCUCUCCCUUCAGUUUUCCUUCUUCAUUUUGUUGUCUUUGACCACGCUCAUCGGCGUCUGUUUGUCCUUGCUCCUCCGUAUGAACUUCUUCAUUUUGUUGUUUUGAAAACGCUGAAAAAUAUAUGCAAAAUGUGAGAAUAUGGAUUGAUAGAUUGACAAGAUUAUUGAAGAGCUUAGGAAAGCAACGAUUUUAAUCAUAUAUUUUUUUAAUCAUAUAUAUUUUUUAUACAUAAUAUCAAACCCUGCACGUUGAUAUCAAUAAUUUUCCUCACAAUUCAAUAAUUGCCUCACGCCCCUAUCCCUGUCAAUCAAGCCACUGGCACCAUAUUUGAAUGCAAUCACCUACAGUCACAUGAUCAUGCUACUGAAUAAAUCCUACUCCACCCCUUCCAUCAUAAGCAUUCAAACUCAGUAUACCAUUGAGUCAGUUUUACCCCGAAAGGACUAGCAAAUUACUUCGCUCCUAAAAUAACGUUAAAGAUGAACAAUAAAGUACGUAAUGUUGGAAUGUCCCGCAACGACAAGACCUUUGGUAGGAUAAUUUACUAAUAACAUAUUCAGUAAUUUCAUCCUUUUCACUUUCUUUCAACCUUCAUUUUUGUACUGUGUAAUUCAUAAUAACUUCGUAAUAAUUUGUUUUCUCUGGUUUCACAUAUGUUCAGUGCUCCCAAACUCUCCUGCAUUCUAGUUUCACUCUGCAAACUCUAUACCCCCCUUAAAAAACCCUGUUGAAGAAGACUGUUAGGUCGAAACACGUACAGGGUUGCCUUUUCUAUUCCAAUUCAAUCUCUCGCUGUUAUAUAUCCUCGCCCUCAUCAUGUCACAUAAAAUUCACAUAUUCAGUUACUAUCUAAUCGUAGUUUCCCUUGUUUUUUGCAUAUAUGUUCACCAUCACAGGAGUCGGAGUAAAUAAAUAAAGGAUAACCAUUUGACCUACUGGUCCUCAUUAUUUUGGCUACACAAUGUCUUACACCAGUACUUGUCCAAUUACCUAUUUCAUACCAAUGAAUGAAUGUGAAUGUAGAAAGUCUGGUACCUGAUUAGACUUUCCUAUCUAAUUCAAUAUACCAGCGGGGCAGCUAGACAAGAUAUUGAGAACUGCGUAAUCUACCUGGCGGAUGUUGGCUACGAGAAAGCCAAAGAAAUUUUACAUAAGAACUUUGCUCAAAAACAUAACAUCGUACAAGCGUUUGUUGAGAAAGUUGUAAGAGGACCACAAAUUAAAUCCGGUGAACAUUUGGUCGACUUUGUGGAAAAGUAUGCCGCAAUAGCCAAUACCACAUUUGGUAAGCUGGUCGGAUCGAAGCCAGAAGGAGAUGUUAAGCCAAAACCCAAAGUAAGGGAACCUGUUCUUGAUCCCGGCAGAGUAUCAACAUUUGGAACACAGCAUGCCGAAACACAAACUGGUGGUGACAAUUCGAAUGAUCGUAAAUCGCAGCAAAGAAGUAGGCAGUGUUUACUGUGUGGAGCAUCAAAUCACGACUUGGAAAAAUGCUACAAGUUGAGGCAGAUGUCUUACCAAGAACAAUUAGAAUUUACAUGGACAGAAAACUUGUGUCACAAUUGUUUAAGAAAGAAUCAUUUUGCAAGACGAUGUAGAUUGGGUCCGGCAUGUAUGUUGAGUGGCUGUAAUGUUCGACACCAUUCCCUGCUUCAUUUACCAGUUAAUCCACCAGAGAGCACAGCAAGCUCUGAAAAAGAUCAGCAAGAAUCCCCUCAGCGUAGUAACAAGGCCAGAAAUUCUGGACAUUGUGGAGCAGCAGCGAAGAAGAAACCAAGGGUAUGUUUAAGAAUACUUCCAGUAAGAAUCACCAACAACGAUGGCACUCGUCAAGUGGAUACGUAUGCCUUUAUUGAUAACGGAUCAGAUACGACACUUUGCAUGAACAGUUUAGUAGAGAAGCUUCACCUGAAACAUGAACCAACUGAAUUUUCCCUAACAACAGUCAAUGCUCAGGACAAGAAGAGACAUGGUCUAGAAGUGGAGCUGAAGGUGCAAGCUUUGAAAGGUGAAGGCGAACUACAAUUAGAUUGUGUAUGGAGUGUUGACCGUCUACCUAUUUCAGAAAGAAGUAUCCCUGAGGUGGACGAUAUUGGCCAUUGGUCUCACCUGAAUGAUAUCGAAUUCCCCAAGCUCAAUGACAAAGAAGUCAGCAUCUUGAUUGGAAGUGACGUUCCGGAAGUUCAUUGGACAUUGGAGGAAAGAUGGGGAGGACCUAAAGAACCAGUGGCAGUUCGUACGAUACUUGGUUGGACGCUGUUUGGUCCUAUAGGAAGUGGAACUAGCAUGGAAGGAAAUAUUAAUUUUGUACAGAUCGAUCAUGGUGAAGAAAUAACACAUCAGUUAGAACGAUUAUAUAACAGUGAGUUCAAUGACUUACCCUUGAAUGGAGGUAAACCUAUGUCGAUCGAAGACCGUCGAGCUCUUACUAUUAUGGAAAAAUCUGUACAACAAGUCGAUGGUCACUAUCAAAUAUCUCUACCGUGGUGUUAUAGUCCACCGUGUUUACCAGACAACAAAUUAUUAGCUGAGAAGAGACUCCAACAACUUCAAAGGCGAUGAAAGUAUGAUGAACAACUGAAACAGAAGUACAGGAAUGUUAUUGAUGAUUAUGUUGUCAAAGGUCAUGCUAGAAGAGUUCCUGAACCUGAGAUUGAUUCGAGUGAUAAACCCCUUUUGUAUCUGCCUCACCAUCCUGUAUUACAUGCCAAGAACCCAGGAAAAGUCAGCCAUGUUUGACUGUUCGGCACAAUAUAAGGGAACAUCGCUCAAUGAUCAGCUACUAAGUGGACCGGAUUUAACAAAUUCACUUGUUGGGGUUCUACUCCGCUUCCGUCAGGAAUCAAUUGCUAUGAUGUCGGAUGUUGAACAGAUGUUUCAUCAAGUCCACAUAGAUCCAAAAGACCAGGAUGCCUUCAGAUUCUUGUGGUGGCCAAAAGGUGAUCUGAAAGCGAAAGCAAAAUAAUUCCAAAUGCUUGUGCAUUUGUUCGGUGCCACCUCGUUGCCAAGCUGUGCAAAUUUGCAUUACGGAAAACAGCCAAAGACAAUUGAAAGGAUUUUGACUUAUCAGUUAUCUAGACAGUGAAUCGUAAUUUUUACGUAGAUGAUUGUCUAAAAUUGAUUGAAAGAGCACUUCACUUGGUAAAAGAAUUACCAUGGUUGCUGGAACGAGGGGAUUUAAUCUUACAAAGUGGGUAUUGGAUCGUUGAGAAGUUACUACCGCCAUACCAGUAGAGAAAAGAGCUUCUGUGGUUGAUUUAGAUUUGGAGAAAUCGCGGAUCGAUCAAGCCUUGGGGCUUCACUGGGACAUAUAUAACGAUAUGUUUGGCUAUAAAGUUGGAAAACGUGAGGCUGUUGAUACGCGAAGGAAGUUUUUAUCAUUAGUCUCAUCAAUAUACGAUCCUUUGGGAUUGCUGCACCGUUGUUGUUACCAUCCAAGACGAUCUUACAAGAUCUAUGCAGAAAUCGGAUUGGUUGGGACGAAAUAAUUCCACCUGAACUUUCAGAGAAUUGGGAGAAAUGGAUUGAUAAUCUACCUGGUCUUGAGCGACUUGCCAUUCCACAUUGUUUGAAACCCGAAACCUUGGGUAGACUUUCUUCCAUUGAGUUACAUUAUUUUGCUGAUGCUUUGGAGAUCGAAUAUGGGGCAGUUUUGUAUCUUCGUUUGGUUGACGUGUCGGGAUCCAUACAUUGCGUCCUCCUGACGGGAAAGUCACGUUUUGCACUGCUAAAACUACUUACUAUCCCAAGAUUGGAACUUUCUGCAGCAACAGUCGCAGUUAAGCUACAUAAGUUGAUCUCAUAUGAGUUGGAACUACCGAUUCAUGACACAGUAUUCUGGACGGAUUCUACCAUCGUCAUACAAUAUAUAGGGAAUGAAGCUAGACGAUUCCAGACCUUUACAGCUAAUAGAUUGGCACUGAUUCAUGAGAUCUCAACACCUAACCAAUGGAGACACGUUCCCUCGAAUGGAAUCCUGCAGAUUCAGCGUCUCGUGGGUUGGAGAUGAGUGAUUCAAAGAAACUUAGCAGUGGCUUAAUGGACCCUCAUUUUUGUGGGAAGCCGAAUGUUUCUGGCCAGAGCAACCUGCUGACUUGAUUGAAUUGGCUGAUGAUGAUGAAGAGUUGAAGAAGAAGUCUUUCAAUAUACACUAUAUUACAGAUCAUGAUUGGCGUUUAUAGUUUGUUGAACCAAUUUUCCACUUGGACGAAACUUGAAGCCUUGAUUGCCUGCUUUCUUCGUUUCAAGACAUUUAUACUCGCUAUGCUUAAAACCUCGAGAUCAAGAAAUAUGACUUGUGGACCACUUAGAGUUUACAAACUACAUCACAGCACACAUGAAAUUGUUCGUUUGGUUCAAGAGUUGACAUUUCCCAAGGAACUAGAACUUAUUCAGACUGGGAUAGGUGACAGCUUGGGUAAAGUUCUUGGAGGUACAGGCUAUUUAAGUCCAUUGAGAAAGCUUAAUCCGAUUAUUGUUGAUGGUGUCCUGAGAGUUAGUGGUCGUUUAUAGAGAGCCUCGAUUGGUUACAACGCUUCUCACCCAGUGAUUCUACCUCAGAAAUAUCCAAUGACCCAGUUGAUAAUUAACCACUACCAUCAGAUGGAAGGCCAUGUUAGUAGCAGCCAAGUCUUGGCCACAAUUAGACAAAGAUUCUGGAUUCUGUAACGUCCGAGUGCGGUUAAACAAGUAGUGCGGAGGUGCUUUACAUGUCGUCGUUGGAAUUCACACCUGAUAGAGCAAAUGAUGUCUCUGUUGCCAGAAGCAAGAGUCACUCCAGAAGAACCAGCAUUCUCAUCAGUUGGUAUCGACUAUUUUGGCCCACUGUGAAAUUAAAGCGAAGCAUCAAAACGAUAUGGAUGUGUAUUCACUUGUCUUAUUAUCCGGGCUGUCCAUAUCGAGGUAUCUUACGAUUUAAGCACAGAUUCCUUCAUACAAGCCUUUAUGAGGUUCGUCAGCUGACGUGGUCCUCCUACCAAGGUCUUCAGUGACAAUGGUACAAAUUUUAAAGGUGCGGAAACAGAGAUAAAGGAAGCUUUGACAAAAAGGAAUCAGGAUCAUAUUUCUCGUUCUUUGAGAAGUCGUGACAUUGAAUGGAAUUUUAACCCACCAGCUGCAAGCUACGCGGGUGGUGUCUGGGAAAGGAUUAUCCGAUCAAUCAGGAAAAUAUUGCGUUCGUUGAUGACAGAUCAGUUGGUGAAUGAUGAAACUCUUGCAACAAUUUUGGCAGAAGUCGAGAAAAUCCUGAAUGAUUGACCUUUGACCAGACUUAGUGAUGAUCCUAAUGAUUUAGAACCAUUGACUCCGAAUAAAUUGUUGUUAUUAUGUCCAAAUCCUUGCUAUCAACCCAUUGAAUUUGGCGAAACUACUUUGUACAACAAGAAAUGGAAACAAGUCCAGUAUCUUGCCUCCAUAUUUUGGAAGUGUUGGAUUAAGGAGUACUUACCUACUUUACAAGAACGUCAGAAAUGGUUACAUCCUAGACGAAAUGUUGUACCUGGUGAUUUCGUUUUAGUCAUGCAAGAGAAUGUUCAACGUGGACAGUGGCCAAAAGUUAUAGUUGAAGAAGUAUUCCCUGAUGAAUAUGGUCAUGUUCUGCAUGAUUACGAUGUGACGUGGGGAAACUGUGUUUGUUAG